UCGGCAUUGAGAAGUAAAGUGAAACGUCUGCAUGCAUUUUACGACAUUUCGCAGUGCAUGUGAUUUGCAUAUCAGGUCAUGUAAAAUGCCAACUCUAAAGUGCCAAUGACUGCAGAAAAUAGUCAGCCAGAGUCGUUAUCAAUCGGUAGUUUAGGUUGCUGUGUUUUUCUUGUUCUUUCUAAACCUGAUCACACUGCGUCUGGUGUGGAGAGAGGAAUAGCUAAGCAGACAGUGGGAUAGAUAUGCAGUAGCAACAACAAGCCUUGGAUCGUGUGAGAUGAUGGGCUUUUUAUUUUCUUUCACUUUGAAUCAAAUCUAACCAAAAGCUUCAAUUGCUACCUGUAAAAUCAGACAAAACUGUUGUGUGUAUAGGAUAGCACAGCAGACUUCGUUGGUUUGUAACCUCUGGUUUUAACCGCACCCUUUCUGUUGGGAUACAAAACACACAUCAGAGAAAAUGGCGGAACUUGAGAAGGAAGGACUGCCCCAAACAAUGCAGGAGAACCGAGAUGAAGAGGAGCCCCAAUAUACUGAUGACUCUAAGCCGAGCAAGAUUCAAGACGACGCAUGUUUCGAGGAAAAUCUAAUUGAAGAGGUCAGAAGGUACACCAAUUUGUACAACACCUCAUUGAAAGACUAUAAAGACUUCACCAUGACCAACAACAGCUGGAAGGAGAUAGCUCAAACUCUGAGAGUAGAAGAACAAAUUUGCAGGACGAAAUGGAAGAACUUGAGAGACAGAUAUGUCAGACUGAGGAGGAAAAUGAAGGGGAAGAGUGGGGAUGCAGCAUCAGGAAUACAACCACAAAUACUCACCACACUGUCCUGGCUGUCUGGCUUCAUAAAACACAAGGAGACAGAGUCAAACUAUCCAAAGGCAGAGGAGAUGGACACCCCAGAAGACCUGCAAGAAGACAACCUGAUCGAGCAGGAACACUUCCACAGUUCUAAUAAUGAGAAGCAAGAUGGACAUUUGGCAGUUAGGAGGAAUGUAAUAUUAGAACGAACUAAAUUCAACCAAAGACAACAAGAAGCAGGAGAGACAGCUGAUGAUUUUAUCACUGCACUUCAUUGUUUGUCAGAACAUUGCAGUUAUGGAGCUCUGCUCAGUGAGAUGAUAAGAGACAGACUAGUUGCAGGCUUACGUGACAGAAGACUGUCCAAGCAAUUACAAAUGGACCCAGAACUAACACUGGAUAAAGCUGUCGCACGCAUUCGUCAAACUGAACUUGUGGAAAAGCAACAGGACCUGCCCGAGAAUACCUUCAAAGCUGCCAGCAGCGUGGCAAAUAUAGACAGUGUGCUUUCAUAUAGCAAACAUCCAUGCCCAGCCAAUACCCAGUGCCAAUCAGAGAAGAAGAAUCAAAACUCAGAAAGACCACAACAACCCCAAACAACGCAGGACAAUGCAGAAGAGCCCCUAGAUACUGAUGACUUCAUUGAGGAUUUCAGUCCUGGAGGAGAAAAGCCUCACUACUGCGCCUACUGCGGUAGGAGCUUUCAAAAAGUGAGGGAUCUUAUAAGACACCAGCGAACACAUACUGGAGAGAAGCCUCACCACUGCCCUGAUUGCGACAGAAGUUUUGCUCGAUUAGAUAAACUUAAAUUACACCAGCGAACACAUACUGGAGAGAAGCCUCACCACUGCCCUGAUUGCGACAGAAGUUUUGCUCGAUUAGAUAAGCUAAAGAUCCACCAAGAAAUACAUAUAGGAGUGAAACCUCACCGCUGCCCUGAUUGCGACAGAAGUUUUGCUCGAUUAGAUAAGCUUAAGUCACACCAAAAAAUACAUGCGAAAGAAAAACGUAUUUUUCAUUCCUCUGACUGUGUGAAAAGCUUUGUCCUUUUGGAGAAGCUUGAAAAACACCAGCUGGAGAAUACCUUCAAAGCCACCAGCAGUGCAGCCAAUGUAGACCGUGUGCUCACACAGCAGAGAACAUUCAACAAAGUCAAAGAGAGUAAAAGGCAGCAGAGUAAAAUACGAGCUAGAGCUCCAGGAAAGGGAACACCAUCACAUAGCAAAACAAUGCAGGAGAAGGAAGAGGAGCCCCUAGAUACUGAUGACUCUGAUGAGUGGAUCGACGGUUUCAGUCCUGGAGGAGAGAAGCCUCACUACUGCUUUGACUGCGGUAAGAGCUUUAGAAAAGUGAGGGAUCUUAUAAGACACCAGCGAACACAUACAGGAGAGAAGCCUCACCACUGCCCUGUUUGUGACAGAAGUUUCGCUAGAUUAGAUAAACUAAAAUUACACCAAGAAAUACAUACAGGAGUAAAGCCUCACCACUGCCCUGAUUGUGAGAAAAGUUUUGCUCGAUUAGAUAAUCUUAAAUUACACCAAAAAAUACAUAUCAAAGAGGAACAUAAUGUCACACAUAACCAUCAAACUGAACUGAAUGUAGACAGUGUGCACACACAGCAAAGAACAGCCAGCAAAGGCAGGCAGAAGAGUAAAAUGCAAGCUAGUGCACCAGGGAAAAAAAUGGGCCAGUCACAGCCAGGAAAAAACUCAAAUUACAAAAGUUCAGUUGGAAAGAAUCAACACUCAGAAAAACUGCAACUACCCCAAACAUCGCAGGAGAAUGAAGAGGAUCCUGACGAUACUUCUGAUAACUGGACCAAGAGUUUCAGUAGUGUAGAGAAGCCAUACGUCUGCUCUGACUGCGGUAAGAGCUUCAGACUAGAGAAUCGUCUUAUAAGACAUCAACGAACACAUACAGGAGAGAAGCCUUACGACUGCCCUGAAUGUGACAAAAGUUUUGCGCGAUUGGAUCAUGUUAAGUCACACCAAAAAACACACAUGAAGGAGGAACGUAAUUUCCGCUGCUCUGACUGUGUGAAAAGCUUUGUCCGAUUGGAGCAGCUUGAAAAACAUCAGCAAACACACAAGAAAAGUUACCGCUGUUCAAAGUGUGAGGAAAGGUUUUCAGACCUGGUUGACUGGAAAGCACACUUUUUAGUACACCGAGAGAUCCUCCACUGUCCUGACUGCGACAAGCAGUUCUUGUACAAGGGACUUUUUGAAAGACACAGGCGAACACAUUUGAGAAAAAAAGUAAAAUUUCUCUGCACAAUAUGCGGGAAGGAGAUUCACAACUUUAAAAUACACAUGCGAGUACACACGGGAGAGAAACCAUAUCACUGCACUGAGUGUGGGAAGAGUUUUGCAUAUACAAAAUCCUACAAAACACAUAUAUUAACACAUACCUCUGGAGAAAGAACAACCUAUCCUUGUUUGGAAUGUGGAAAGACAUUUACUCGCGUAGAUGGCAUGGUGAGACACGUGAGGAGGGUUCAUACUGGAGAGAGAAAUCAUCAGUGCAGAGACUGUGGAAAACGAUUCUUUCGAAAAGAGUCACUGAAGAGACACACGCUAGUUCACACUGGAGAGAAACCAUACCAGUGCUCUGUCUGUGGGCAAGGCUUCUCCCAAGAUGGCGACAGAAAACGCCACGAGAAGAGGCACUACUCUGGUGUCUCAGAUUUCCUCGAUCUAUAAUACAGAAGUGGUGUUUGUUAUUGCAGGAACCCACCCAAUCAAUGUGAUUUCUAACCGGGUGUUCUUCCGCCUCCAGGUGGCCUGGAAUUGCCACCACAGACUGUAGGAAAGAUACACAGACCGACUGUUGCUGAUACACAACAAGACUGAGGAUUACUGUCUUCAUAGCAGUAUUUUGUUUUUUCAAAAGUCUGUUAUUUUAAAUAGAUUUGUCAAAUGUGUUUUAAUAUUUUGUUUCAACAAAAGCAUACUACAGGAUACUAUCAAUAGCGGUCAUUGUUAAAUUAUGGGCCUUCCCCAUUGGGGGUUUGCAGUCAGUUAUAUUGUAUUAAAGAUGCACUAUACAGAAA
Molecule: messenger RNA, 3846 nt
Organism: Coregonus clupeaformis (lake whitefish)
Lineage: Eukaryota; Metazoa; Chordata; Actinopteri; Salmoniformes; Salmonidae
Product: zinc finger protein 585A-like
Exons: 2
Coding region: 458-3496 (1012 amino acids)
Source: RefSeq, a predicted model, not a curated record